Messenger RNA from Oryza brachyantha (malo sina), 1165 nucleotides. RefSeq lists its product as uncharacterized. Bases 173 to 763 code for a protein of 196 amino acids. The record is from RefSeq and is a predicted model, not a curated record. Lineage: Eukaryota; Viridiplantae; Streptophyta; Magnoliopsida; Poales; Poaceae. The transcript has a single exon.
AUCUAAUCAGCCAAAGCAUCUUACCAACCAUCACAGAAAUGGCUUAAUAAUACUUCCAUUUGCUAACCAUCACUUGAGCUUGAGAGCUUAAGAAACCAUAUCACCUAUCUCUCCCUAGCCAUUUCAUAGGUUUCUUCCAUUGCAGGUAGAGACUUCAGAGAGAGAGAGGGCAAUGCAAGGUUGCAGCUUUGCAGCCAUGGAGGAGUUCACCUUCCCCUGCGUCGCACUGGAGCAAUGCAACGGCGCCAAGAAGCCGCCUUUCUCGCCCCACUUCGCCUCCCCGCCGCCGUGGUUCGGCGGCGGCGACGUCGUCGGCGCUGUGGCGGCGGCGUACGAUCACCGGAGGAGCUUCUCGGCCGCCGAGAAGGGCGGCGGCGAGGAAGCCGACGCGGGGGGAGGAGGAGGAGCAGGGUGGCAGUACUACUACGACGGCGGCGGCGGCGGCCAUGGCUCCGCGAGGUUCGCCGGCGAGGAGGAGACGACCAAGAUGGACAUGCUGUGGGAGGACUUCAACGAGGAGCUCUCCCGCGCGGCGGCGGCCCCGCCGUGCCCGCUGAGCAAGGAGUGGACCAAAGAGGCCUGGCUCGCCGGCGACGGCACCCCCGAAAUGCGCCGCCACGCUGCUGCUGCUGCUGCGGCGGCGGCCUCCGGCAGCGUGGUGCGGCGGCGGAGGCUGAGCCUGCUGAUGAUGCUGAAGCUGCUGAAAAAGCUCUUCUUGGCGCACAAAUCCAACGCUGCCUCGAGGAAGGCGCCGCCAAUCUGAAUUUCUGAUUGAUCUUUGGAUGCAAACAGAAGCAGUAGAUUGCAUGCAUAAUAUACCAGGUGUAUGUAUAUAUCGAUCGAUCUAUAUAUUCUUCAUAGUUAAUGGCUAUGGUUCUUGAUCCUUCCUUUCUUGUUCUUCCACUCCUUUGUUUGGCUGAUGAAUGUUCAGGGUUUUGUUUUUUAAAAAUUUCUUGUAUGGGUGGUAAUUCAGAGUUUGAUAAUCUGACCCUGCUCCUUUUUUUUUUGGGUAAUGCCCAUGGUUUUGGCGUCUGUUUUGAUACUUUGAUUGCUGAUCAACUGCCAGAACAUACUGAAAUGAAGGAAGCCAUUCUGGGUUUCUGCCUGAACUAGGCAUGAUCAAGCUCAUUAUGCAUUUAUUUUGGAUGGAAUCAUCUUGCCAACU